AUGCAAUUCCGCUCCGUUAUCGCCCUUGUGGCUUUCGCUACUGCCGUCACCGCUGCUCCCUGUGACAGCUGUGAUGGUGGCAACUCUGGCGACUCUGGUGACUCUGGCAAGUGCAGCCCUAACCAAGAACUGAAGUGCUGCACCGGUCUCACCCAAGGCCUGAACCUCGGCAUCCUGCCGGCCCUGUGUCUUCGGACUCCUGAACUGUCUCACCAUCCAGCUCUAAGUUCAUCGCAUUUCACCACCGCGAGUAACGAUACACGGGCGAUGUCCGGUGGGGGAGUGAUGCGCGACUCGGUAAAUGGAUAUGUCUUACUACGGUUGGGCGGUGACAGUCUUCUUCCAGCAUCUAGGUGUACACGGAUUGUCCUAGGUCCGAGGUGUGGAAAUUGA
Aspergillus oryzae RIB40 is the source of this 393-nucleotide messenger RNA. RefSeq lists its product as uncharacterized. The record is from RefSeq and is a predicted model, not a curated record. NCBI's taxonomy places the organism in Eukaryota, Fungi, Ascomycota, Eurotiomycetes, Eurotiales, Aspergillaceae. The transcript has 2 exons. The coding region runs from base 1 to 393 and encodes 130 amino acids.